GUCGUGUAGGUGUGCGUGUAGCGGCGCUGGUGGGUCAUGGUGCGGGUCGUGUAGGUGUAUGUGUGGCGGCGCUUGUGGGUCGUGCCCCGGGUCGUGUUGGGUUGUGUUUGGUCGUGUAGACGUGCGUGUAGCGGCGCUGGCGGGUCGUGCCCACGCCCUCUUCACCCUGGGACUGCCGUUCAGUUUUCACGGAGCUAACGUUAUCAGUCCAGCUGAGAUUUGCAUUCGGGUUAGCUCAUAAUAAACACUGGAUUUUUGUUUUACAAAUCUGAAUUCGUGACAGAGCGAAUAAAAGUAACAGUACCUAGAUAUCUUUUUUUAAAUAACAAAACGAAACGUUUGGCACUGACUGCGCGUCCGUAAUCGCAUUACCCAGGUUAGCUGGCAUGCUAACAUGCUAACGGAGUAGCGGACUGUUCGUUUGGGGUUAGCAGCUAAGCUAAAAUAAGCUAAAAUAAGCUAAGCUAGCGAGCAACUUGGCGCAAGCCAGGCCACUGGUGACUGAAUAUGCCGAUUGGUUCCCACUAAAACUAUGGAGCUGUACUGGUACAUAGUUGUUAUCGUUUUUAUUAUGAUAAAGAUCUUCUUCUACAUCUGCUGGUACCGCUCCAGACAGAGACAGCUGGCAGCGUACCUCAGUAACCCUCGCAAUGCCCAGAUUGUAAUAGUGGGGGGACGAGCCUACCUACACCAGAUGUGUGAGAGACAAAGUACGUCGAUCUGGCCCAGCUGGUACAGCGUGCAGGAUGAUGGCUCUGUCGGGGAACCCUCGGCCUCACUGCACCCGGCCUCCUCCCUCUCCCACCUGGACAUGCCUCCUCCGUACGAGGCUGUGUCUGGAGCGAAUGACCUGAAGCCUCCUCCGUACAGCGAGUAUGCUCAGAGCGACGACACUGAUGCCUCCCAGAGCGUGCCCAUCCUAGAGGGAGACCCACCCCCUUACACCUCCAGCACCACCUCUCCUGCCAGCCUGCAAGCAGAUACCAGCAGUCAGUGCCAACCGGAGCCCGAAAGGAGAGCCAGUUAAUCUGCUUCUCAGUUCCAUCCGUUUCUGACCUGAACACAGCAAGGGCUACACUUGCCCACACACCUUUAAACCCCCCCACCCACCCCCCCUGUUUUCAAAUUAGGGCUUUUCCUCUAGCGGGGGUGUUAUUGUGCAUACAGGUUUUUGUUUUAAGGGUUCUGCCCCUUUGAUAAGAAUCAAGAGAAUUUGGUUUGUGACGUGUUAUGAGAAAUGAAAUGCUUUGCUGCCCUCUUAUGGUAUGAUGUUGUACUGCGAGACCUCGUCUGGGUGCUUUGAGCUCACCCAUGCCUUAUUGUGGUUUCUUCUUAUAUAACCAGCAUUAUUCUUACUCAUGUAACACACACACACACACACACACACACAUCACGUACAGUAAUCUAGUCCUAUAUGCAUUUCAGCUUUUCUGACGGUUCUUUCUUCCUCGAAAUCCCAAGGACUGAAGCUGUACGUUCAGCGUCACGUCCACUGUACAUUGUGCGUGGACUUGUUGAUUGGUUGGUGUGUUGCUAAGGGCAACCUCAUCAGAGUCACAGCUGGUGAUAGUUUCUUUGAAGGCCCAAAGGAAGAGGCUUCUGUAUGGAGGUUCAUCCUCGCUCUCCUACAUAACCUCAGUUUAUAUGUGAUGACAAUUUCAGAUACUGGCCCUCGGCACCUCUUGUCUUGUAAUUGCCUUACUUUUUUGUUUGUAAGUGGCAGGUAUAAUCAUGGAAGUGGGUGUGGCCUCUCAGCUCGUGAGGGUGCAUGUAAAUGCAGAGGAUGUGUCUGAGCCUGUGGAGUGAUGGCAGUGAUUUCUAUGCCCCAAUAUCCACAUUAAUGAACCGUGUGGGGGUGUCCGUGCCUGUGGUAAUGAUGUGUGUCCGAUGUGUGACCUAACACAUUCUGUUUUUUCGUAUUAGUGUUUUGAAUUGAAUUCGGCUGCAUUCAAAUCUGCAGCUGUCAAACUUUCAGGUUAAAAUAAUGGGAUCAAAACUUUUUUUCUUUUUUUUUUUUUAAUUAAACCAUCAAGAUUAAAAAAAAAUACCUGUACAUGCCGUCAUUAUGCAUCUCCUUUAUGCCAUAAUUUGAUAUACUCAUUGUUUUUUCCUUCAAGUCUUAAUACUGAUUAUUGUAAAUGAUUGUUUAAGUCAAUGAACUGUUCAUAUUGAGGUUUGGGGGGUUUUUUUUUUUUUGGUUUUUUUUGUAUUUAUGACAACCUUGUCAUCACAUUUCUAAUAAACAAUGAGGGGAAAAUAUGA
Electrophorus electricus (electric eel) is the source of this 2262-nucleotide messenger RNA. RefSeq lists its product as uncharacterized. The record is from RefSeq and is a predicted model, not a curated record. NCBI's taxonomy places the organism in Eukaryota, Metazoa, Chordata, Actinopteri, Gymnotiformes, Gymnotidae.